This is a messenger RNA of Heterostelium album PN500, 1938 nucleotides long. RefSeq lists its product as uncharacterized. The record is from RefSeq and is a predicted model, not a curated record. The transcript has 2 exons. Lineage: Eukaryota; Evosea; Eumycetozoa; Acytosteliales; Acytosteliaceae. The coding region runs from base 1 to 1938 and encodes 645 amino acids.
AUGAAAUGGGCAGAUAUGCUUUGUAACCCAAUUCAGCUGGUUAACUAUGGUUACUACAAUGAAUUGAAAAGAUUCUAUCUAACCGUUAGGAAUUUACACUCUUCCGUGCUAGCAUAUUGUACAGAGUUCAGCUAUGAGAACAGACACUUUAGACACUCGGAUCUAUUCUUCAUUAUGAAGCAUAUCAUUGUUAAACUCAAUGACCGAUCAUUCUUUGAGCGAGUAGUAGAAACACUAUCGUUUCUUAGUUACGAUUACAUCACGAUCAAGAAGAGUCAUUUCGAUUUCGGUGAACUGUUGGCGUUGGCAGCGGAAAACAAUAGAAAAGAAAUAGUAGAAUAUAUCAUCGAUUUAGCUAGAAAAAAGAAAAUAACUAUCGAUGAUAAAGAUUACUUGAAGGUAUUGUCGAGAUCACCGAAAUCAAAGAACUAUCAACUGUUUACAAUGUUGAGCGAGUUUGUUGAUAUAUCAUCGGUGUUACCAACAAAGAAAGCAAAGGCAAACAUACUAUUAGAGUGUUACAAGAAUGCUGUGCGUUCAGGCAGCAAAGAAUGUGUUCAGUGGUAUAUAGAUCAUUGUAAAUGGAAUGCAUUAAGUUGUCCAGUUGCUCAAGCAGAGCUAAUGGUUUGUGCAGAGCAAUCGAAUUCCCUAGAGAUGAUUAAAUGGUUACAUAAAACUAAGAAGUGUAAAUUCUUUCGAUUGAGAAGUCUAUGGCAUUUCUUUAGAGUGAAAAGAAUCGAUGUUAUCGAAUGGAUAUACAAUAGUGAAGUAGAGAGGUUGGAAAACAAGGAGUUUGAUCACGAUGCCAUUUUCAAUGACGACAAGAUGUGGGAAUCAGGACCAAAUCUAGAGAGGUUGGUUGACACUGGCUAUCUCGAAGGUUUAAAAUUCCUCUUUGAGAAAGGUGCACAACUUGGUGACAAGAUAUGGGAGAAUGUUAUCAGGAGUUCAGAUGUAGAAAUAGCUAAAUGGUUGUUGGAGAUAGGUCGACCAAUAGAUGUUAAUAAUCCAAUUGAUUUGGCAACGUCAACUGGUAAUUUCGGAAUGGUAAAGUGGUUGCAAUCGAUUCGACCAGAUGGCUGUGAAUCAGCAUUGGAACUAGCGAUUAGCGGUGAUUUCUUGGAGAUUGUCCAAUGGCUAUAUGAAAAUAGAACAGAGCGAUACCCGCUAGCUCUAGACUGUGCCGCUCAACACAACAACAUAGAGAUAGUUGAAUGGCUAAGAACGAACGAUGAUCAACUAUUGAAUCCAACAACAACCGCUAUUUCCAAAACAAUUCAAAACAGGUAUUUCGAUAUGGUUAAGUUUUUGUAUCUAAACUAUCCAGAGAGUUUCCAGCAGAUGACCGUCGAUGAAAUGAAUAGGGAUUUGAAAUUCUUGGCGUUAAACGAUCAGAUGGAUUUGUUUUUGAUCUUUAUAAAAAUGCUUGGAGAUAAAGCCAAUAUAGAGGAAGCAGUUAGGUAUGCAGUCAUCUUCCAUGGCUAUAAGAUUUCCUCUCUCUAUUUGGAUAUGAUACCUCCGUCGGUGCUAGCCUAUGAGUAUUGGAGAAAAGUCAUUUCCAUCGGUGAUCUAGAAACAUUGAAAUCCGCCACAGAGAAGCUUGGUAGACAUCAAUUAUUGCUUUCUAUCACCAGUUAUUUCAGAGAUAUCAAAAUAUGGGACUAUUUCAUUACCAAUCACGGAUUUAAAGCGUCACCAAUAUUCUCUUAUGAGAAAUGUGAACCUAUUGUAUAUCUUUUGUUCAAAAGUAGACAAUUCCACUUGAUUAUUCAUGUAUUGCAACACGUACCAGAUCAUAGGUCAUUCAAAAUCAAUGAACAAUUGGCAGAUUGUAAAUUAGGUAGACAUUCCAUUCCGAUAUUCAAACUAUUCACCACUCAUAGAGAAAGAGCAUUACAGCGUUUAAAAGAAGAAGCAUUUAUAAACAAUCAAAUAUAA